AUGUCCUCACGAAGCCAGCGGUUAUCCGACUUCGGAAUAUCAACAGAAACCGAUCACUUUGAUUGGGAUACUGAAGAAGGAAACAACAUGGAUCUCGACGAGGCGAACUCUGAGACGUGCAGCGCGUGCCUUUUGCCUAUCUUCUUGACUCCCUUCACUCGAGAUCCCAACAACAACCGUGUCGUGAUGCACGAUGAAUGCUCGGGCGAGGAUUCUUUCCCCCAAAAAUUGAGGGGACACGCGCUUCACCCAAAGGGGGACCUCAUCUUGUACCGCCAACACCCAUCCAUACCACUCGAUGCUCGACUUUCAUGCAGAAGAUGUGGGUCGACGUGCGGGACUAUUUUCUAUAAAUGUCCCGAUGAUUCUAGCUGCAACUUCACGCUCGACCUCAAGUGCGCCUGCCCGGUAAGGGUCCUACACAGGAGCCACAGGCACAGGCUGACGGUCAAAAGGAGGAGGGGUCGCUCCUUCAUUUGCUAUGCGUGUGGGUGUCUGCACGAACGUCCCACGAGUGACGAGUGGGUUUUGUGCUACGAGUGUGCCGACUGUGAUUUCCAAAUCCACGGAGACUGUGCCGUUUUGCCCAAUGCCAUUGUCCUCCAACAUCACCACCAUCCCCUUCUGCUACAAUAUUAUUCCAAGGGAUAUGUUUCGCCAUAUCCAUGUAACAUUUGCGAUAGGAGUAUGUUUGAAAGGUACUAUGAACGUGAACGUGAGAGCUAUGAAUGUGGGUACUAUGCAUGUGUCGCGUGCUGGUUUUCAACUCACAUCAACUGUGCUAUUAAACCAUUUCAACACAAGCCAGUCCAAAAUGACAUUCCGAUGCUAAUUUUCUCCGGAAUAGCUGAUGUGGCGCUCAGUCAGAUGUAA
Molecule: messenger RNA, 873 nt
Organism: Striga hermonthica
Lineage: Eukaryota; Viridiplantae; Streptophyta; Magnoliopsida; Lamiales; Orobanchaceae
Source: the annotation of a GenBank genome assembly